AUGGCUCCUCCUACCGGCCCGAGAAAAGGCUCUGCCCCCUCCGGCGCGCGCAACCCCCGAAACUCUGCGACAAACGGUGGAAAGGCCACUACUCGAAGCGGUGUCGCGAAGCGCCGAGGCGCAGGUGCAGUGAGAACCGAUCGAGAUGGCGACCUGGAUAUGGACGGUCCUACUGGAACGAACGGCUCGUCUCGCGGUGGCAGGCGUGGCAACAACCACUCUGCCCAAUCUGGACAGGCAUCCCGCCCGCCUCCUCGAUCAGCUGCGACAUCUUCCCGGGGCCCGCGGCCCACCGCGAAGGCGCAACAAAUCAUCCAACGAGCCCUCAACGGCGGCCCCGGUGGCAUGUCUUCCCGCAUCACGUCCGCACGGGAUCGUCGUGCUCCUGCUACCAUGACGCUGGUAGUAGAGGGGUUGAUGUCGAGCAAGGCUGCCAGCAACGAAGGAGGUGGACUCAAGGAACUGCUGACCUUCCUGGAACGAAAAGCGCAAACCGUUGGACAGACCGCUCGGCACAUCAGAAUAAAGAAGUCACAUAUAAAGGGUGACUUCGUUUACAUCACGUCAACCAAGGAAGAUGCGGAGGAGAUACUCAAGGUUAACGGCUUUGCGUUUGCCGGAACAACGCUCCGCAUCUCACAGUCUGCGGACACAACCCCCGUCGGUGGUUCUGAUGCGCUAUCCUCGACGCUGUCCUCGAACGCUCUCGAGAUCAAACAACACCUACGAGGCGUCCUUAGCAUGCGUUACGAUGUCAACGCAAAGCUGCUGAACCUCUCUGCCCUCGGCGAAGAUCCAGCUCUCGCUCAGAGGGGGUUUUUCAAUGGAGAAAGCACGCCCGAGAAGUUGUUUCGUACGUUGAUGGCCAUUUGCGAGCAACUGUUCAAGACGCCUCAAGCGAAACGCGAUGCGGUCGUCAGUAUCAGUCUUUCCGGCAACAACGUCGACGACGUGCUUCAGAUCAUGUCUCUGACCGACACCUUCCCCGACUUGGUCAACCUGGACCUCAGCCAGAAUCAGUUCAAGGAUAUUAAGGGUCUCCAAAAGUGGCGCCAUCGCCUCCGCAACUGCCAGACUCUCCUUCUCAACGACAACCCCAUCGAAGUUAUGGAUCCUAGCUACAAAGAAGAACUGACGUCUUGGUUUCCGAAGCUUCUGAAUCUCAGCGGCGUUCAGGUUAGAACAGCUGAACAGGUAGCCGCAGAAGAAGCUGCAACCAGGCCCACUCCGAUCCCGCAGAGCGGUGCUGACUUCCGGGAUAUCAACGGAGUCGGCGAAAACUUCAUCACGGAGUUUAUUCAAAUGUACGACGCAGGUCGGAACAGUUUGGCAGCCAAAUACUAUGACGACCAAAGCACGUUCUCCAUUGCCGUCAACUCCCGCUCUCCACACGCACCUGAUCUUCAUCCACCAACAUGGGGUGCCUAUAUCAAGUUCUCGCGGAACCACACCAAGAUCACACAUACAUCAGCUCGACAGCAGCGCUUGUUCACUGGCACUCAUUUGAUCCAGGGUGUGUGGCAGCAGCUUCCUCCCACCCGACACCCGGAUCUGCCAACUCAGUUAGACAAGUACAUCAUCGACUGUCAUCCUGUUCAUGGGCUUGCGGAUCCGACAGGUCAGAAUCCGAUCGGGGUUGACGGGAUCAUCAUCACCAUCCAUGGCGAGUUUGAGGAUCAAGAGCCCGAUACUAUGAAGACGGCUAAGCGAAGCUUCUCACGUACCUUCGUUCUUGGUCCCGGUGUACCUGGACGGAACCCCAUCCGUGUCAUCAGCGAUCUGCUCUCCCUCAAGGUAUACAACCUUCUACCGGCAUCAGUAUCUGCACCAGCUUCGCAGCCUAGUGAGGAAGUACAGAAGCAGCAGAUGAUCAUAGAACUGUGCAAGCAGACGAGCAUGAACGCCGAAUACUCGCGGCUGUGCCUAGAUGUUGCCAACUGGAACUUCGAUCAGGCUCUGGUCACAUUCAACGAGAAACGAGCUCAGCUACCCGCUGAAGCAUUCGCGACAGCCCCAUAA
Messenger RNA from Anthostomella pinea, 2019 nucleotides. Lineage: Eukaryota; Fungi; Ascomycota; Sordariomycetes; Xylariales; Xylariaceae. The record is from the annotation of a GenBank genome assembly.